This is a messenger RNA of Paralichthys olivaceus (Japanese flounder), 3747 nucleotides long. Lineage: Eukaryota; Metazoa; Chordata; Actinopteri; Pleuronectiformes; Paralichthyidae. The record is from RefSeq and is a predicted model, not a curated record.
AUGGCCGCUGUUGCUGCAUUACCCAAAGAGACCUGUUCUCUGGAGAAGCAGUUAACAUGCUCCAUCUGCUUGGACUUGUUUGAGGAUCCCGUCACUACAGCUUGUGGACACUCCUUCUGCAAGAAUUGCCUGAACAUCAACUGUAAGUUCAAUGACACAGUGUGCCCCCUGUGCAAGAAUCCUCUGAGCAACACCGCAGCUGUGAACAUCGUCCUGAGAGACAUCGCAGAACAGCGGAAGUUGGAAAAGUCUGAGAAGAAAAACAAAAGCGUCUUCACCGGAGAGGACGGCGAAGUGGCCUGCGACAUCUGCACAGAGAAAAAGCUCCCGGCCGAGAAGUCCUGCCUGGUGUGUCUGGCCUCGUACUGUCCGACCCACCUGGAGAAUCACUAUUCGACCGAAAGGCUGAAGGGUCACAAGUUGGUGGCACCGGUGAAGAACCUGGACGACAGGGCCUGUCUGAAGCAUGGGCGCCCCCUGGAGCUGUACAGCAAGAAGCAGCAGAGAUGCAUCUGCGUCCGCUGUCUGGAAGAGAGUCCAGAGGAGGUCGUCUCCAAUGAGGACGAAUGGGGGAAGAAGAAGGUUGAACUUGAAAACGCCAGAACAGAGUUAGAGGCAAAAAUUAAGAGGAGAGAAACACAACUGGACGAGCUCAAUAAAUCUGUGAGGAGCUGCAAGGACCUGCUGGAGAAUGAGUGGUGGGACAUUGAGGCCGUGUUCAACGCCGUGCUCGCCAUCGUGGAGGAUGCCCAAGCGAGAGCUCUUCAGCCGCUGAAGGACCGGAGGCAGGUCCUGGAGAAGGAGGCAGAAAACCUCAAAAAGGAUUUAGAAGCGGAGAUCAGCCGCUUCAAGACGACCAUCUCCGAGCUGGAUGAUAUCAGUACACAUGAGGAUCACAUCCAUUUCCUGCAGAACUACCCGUCUCUUCAGGACCUGGAGGACAUCAAGGACUGGGCCGAGGUUCAGUUGGACACGUCACUGUGUUUUGGGACGAUGAGAAAAACCACAACACGUAUGACAGAAAAAGUCCAACAGGAGCUGGAGAAGCUGACGUCCACCGAACUCAAGAGGAUUCCAAAGUUCACAGUGGACGUGAAGCUGGAUCCAACCACCGCGCACCAACGCCUCGUUCUCUCUGAUGACGGAAAGGAAGUGAAAGACGGGGAGGAGGAUCGGGAGGUCGAUGAAUCACCGGAGAGGUUCGAUGUGUUCGGCAGCGUCCUGGGGCUCAACAGCUUCACCUCCGGGAAAUCAUACUGGGAGGUGAAGGUCGGCGACAAGGCCGGGUGGGACCUGGGCGUGGCCAGAAGUGAUGCAGACCGCAAGGGGAAGCUCUCCCUGAAACCAGACGACGGCUACUGGGUGACCGUGCAUUACGAGAACGACAAGUACGCGGCUCUGACCGCGCCGCCGCUCAGUCUCUCGCUGCAAGACAAACCGGAGAAGGUGGGGGUGUUCGUGGACUACGAGGAAGGCCUCGUGUCUUUCUACAACGUGGGGGCUCAGUCUCACGUUUACUCUUUCACCGGGUGUUCGUUCGGCGGAGAGCUUCUCCCGUAUUUCAGUCCACACCGAAAGCAAGACGGUGAAAACGGUGAUCCGCUGAUUAUUUCAGCUAUCCUGGACACGUUCGACAUGAGCCUCCAGGUUUGUGGGUGUGGUUGGUCCAAAGUGACGACCUAUCAGGGCCUGAGAACCCACCAGGGGAAGAUGGGAUGCACGGUGAAGGGAAUGAGGAUCCCGGAGAGCAAAGGAUUCAGGGCAGACAGUUACUUUCCUCAAAUCACCUUCAUGGGACCUCGGAUCCAACUGAAGGAGCCUGUGAUGGACGUCUUCACCUCCUCUCUGACGUCUGACGACUCGGACUUGAGCCUCCAGGUUUGUGGGUGUGGUUGGUCCAAAGCGACGACCUAUCAGGGCCUGAGAACCCACCAGAGGAAGAUGGGAUGCACAGCGGAGGCCAGAGGUCUGCAGACAGAGUAUUAUCAGAGGAACGGAGGACCAGGUUACAGCACUCCAGUCAAGACGGAGAAUGUGUCUCCAAAGCUCUACAACCAAAUGACCCCUGAUCUGACAGCAGCCACUGAGGCCGUGAGAGAGAUGAUGAAAUCAAUGGUUGUGAAUCAGCAACAGUCUGCACAGACGGGCUCAAACAUGGACAAAGCUCAUCGAGCGUUAGAGUUCAGCUCCGGUGCACAGCCUCUCUUCGGGCGAUCGCCGCAGACGCCCACCGGCCACAUUUAUCCUGCAGCGGCCGACGUCACCGCGAACGAGCCAAACGAGCCACUUUUCCAGACUCCCGUGCAUCAUCGUCUUCAAACCGUCCCCAACACGGACAAAGCUCGUCGAGCGCUUGAUUUCUCCACCGGCGCAGAGCAGGUGCAGGCACAGACACUCGACCCGUUCAGACUUCACGCUGGGGAGCAACUCCAUCCUGUGGAUCAGGUCACGGAGCAAGUGUUCCGGGCGCCUCCGACGACCACAGUCAGUCCAAGAGAGGACGAGGAGGAGAAAGAGAGGGAGGCUGAAAAACUGCGCGUAAAGAAAAAGCAAGACAAUACGAGGGCGGAGCUGCAGCAGAAAAUUAAAAUCAGGGAACUCAAGAUGGCGGAAGUGAGAUUAUCUGUGAAAGGCUUCAAGGUUAGCUUGGACAGCGAGUGGCUGGAGAUCCACAACGUCUUCUCCGAGGUGAUGAAAGUCGUGGAGGACGCUCUACAAAAAGCUCUGCGUCCCCUGGAGGAGAGGAGACGAAACAUAAAGAGAGAAGCAAAACAUCUGCUUCAGAGGCUGGACGGAGAAAUUGACAAACUCAAGGCGACCAUCGCUGAGUUGGAUGGAAACCCGGACUUGAAGAUCUCUCUGGAUGAACCCACGUUUUGGAACAAUACCAGUGUUGAUACUUCGUUCUCCUUCGGUACCUUCAGAAGUACAACGUCAGCCAUGAUGGAGCAAAUUCAGCUGCAAAUAGAAAAACUCUCCUCUGUCGAACUCAAGAGAAUUCCCACAUUUGCAGUGGAUGUGAAGCUGGACCCAGCUACAGCGCAUCACUCCCUCUCUCUCUCCAACGAUGGGAAGAAGGUGCGAGACGGAGGAAAGAACCAGACAGUUCCCGACGCUCCGCAGAGGUUUGAUAUGUUCGGCAGCAUCCUGGGGCUCAACAGCUUGACCUCCGGCAGGUCGUACUGGGAGGUGGAGGUCGGCCGCAAGACCGGUUGGGACCUGGGCGUGGCCAGAGGGGACGCAAACCGCAAGGGGAUGCUCUCGCUGAGCCCCGACAACGGCUACUGGGCGACUGUGCAUUACGAGGACAAAGGUUACGCAGCCCUGACCGCUCCACCCGUCAGCCUGUCGCUGAGUGAGAAGCCUCAGAAGGUGGGGGUGUUCGUGGAUUACGAGGAAGGCCUCGUGUCCUUCUACGACACGAAGGCUCGGUCUCACAUUUACUCGUUCACCGACUGUUCGUUCGGCGGCGAGAUCUUCCCGUAUUUUAGUCCACAUCUCGAACAAAAUGGUCAAAACUCAGCUCCUCUGAUCAUCUCGUCUGUAGAAAGGCCGUAAUUGAAAUGUGUGUCGGUUACAAUGAUCAGAGACACAAAUGAAGAUGGACAACACGUCUUUACUUCCUCCUGUUGUACAAAUAUGCUUCAUAUCGUUUAAACAAUAUAUCGAUUUUGGAAGUUUUGAUUGUCUUUCAGUGUAAACUCUAUAUUUCAUGAAUCAUGUUACAUGAAGAGGGUUUAAAUGACC